AUGUCAAACUAUUAUUAUACAGGCGCAGAUCCGGCAGAGCAGCCCCUAGUGGAUGAACAACAACAACAACAGCAGCCGGAUAUUCGGCCGGAAGGAAUGUCAACGAAGCAGGAUGAUAUCAUCCAGCGCGUGGCGGAAUUUGUCGUGAACUCCUGUGAUGGAGCGAAAUACCAGCACAAGCUACGCCGCCGGACGAAGUUCAACUCCUAUUUUGCCUUUCUCGAUCCCGAACACCCUUAUCACGCGUAUUAUGAAUACCUGAUCAAAUCCUAUCAAUAUUGGAAAGACGUACGGGAUGCCCUCUCGGCGAACGCCGGGCAAGAUCAGGAGGCCUACGCGUAUUAUCAACAACAGCUCUUUGAAGAGCAACAACAGCAACAACAGGAGAUUCAGCCGUAUUAUUCUUACAAUUCCGGCGAAGGUUCCUACGCGAGUGGGGCCGGAGGGGCUUUUCAAUACGGCGAUUUAGCAAGUUCAUCAGGAAGGAUGGCGACGGAUGCGCGAGGAGGGGAGGGAGGGGGGGGGUAUGCAGGAAUGCCGUCUGGCUAUCCGCCUUCGCCAUAUGGGGAUCCUUACGAUCCGACGGCGGUGGGGGAUUUCCCCCAUCCGGCUUCUGGAUGGGGAGGAGAACCCGCCAACCCCGCGCAAGACGAGGAGGUCGAGGAGGAGUACGAAUUGGUGAUCGAAAAUGGAAUGCAGAAGCUCGUGCCGAAGGCGAGGUAA
Molecule: messenger RNA, 723 nt
Organism: Phytomonas sp. EM1
Lineage: Eukaryota; Euglenozoa; Kinetoplastea; Trypanosomatida; Trypanosomatidae
Source: the annotation of a GenBank genome assembly